AUGCCACCGUCUAUUCCAUAUCUCGGCCAGACACUGGUUCGUCAGGUCUUUCCAAGUCAUGCGGACUUCAGAGAAGAGCACCUCCCAAGCCAGCAUGGGCGGGUCGUGAUUGUGACUGGAUCGAGCUCGGGUAUGGGUAUGGAGCUAGCGCGAAUCCUCUACCUGAAGGGAGCAACCGUCUACCUUGCUGCACGUUCCAAGGACAAGCUUGAUCGUGCCUACAAAGACAUCGUUGGAUCGGCACCACCGAACUCGCCCGUUGGUCGCCUUGAGAUUCUACUACUCGAUCUCGCCGACCUCACGAGUAUCAAGAAAUCUGCCGAGGACUUCAUGAGCCGUGAACCGCAUCUCCACGUCCUGGUUCACAACGCUGGAGUGAUGAACCCACCAGCAAACUCACGCACAAAGCAAGGCUACGAUCUCGAGAUGGGCACGAACUGCCUCGGCCCCUUCCUCUUCACGCAGUUCCUCCUCCCCACACUCAUCAGCACAACCCGCGCCCUCCGCGACGCCGGCCUCCCCGCGAAUCUAGCCGCCAGCCGCAUCGUCUGGACCUCAUCCAUCUCAAUCUUCGCAGCCGCUCCCCACGGCAUGGUGUUCGACUCCCAGCCUACUUCCCACGGGACCAUGGGCGGUCCCACGAUCAUGACCGACAUCCAACUCAACUAUGCACAGUCCAAGGUCGGAAACGUAUUUCACAGCGCCGAGAUCGUGAGACGAUAUGCGGAUGAGGGCAUAAUCAGCAUCGCGCUGGAUCCCGGGCUGCUGAAGACGGAACUACAGAGGAACCAUACCCCAGCCCAGAAGGCGAUGGGCAAGUUCUUCUUCAAGGACGCGAAGUAUGGUGCUUAUACGGAGUUGUUCGCGGGGUUCAGUCCGGAGGUCACGGUGGAAAAGGCCAAAGAGGGGGCGUUCGUGAUUCCGUGGGGAAAAUGGGGGUGUUUGCCGCAAGGUACGAAGAAGGGGAUCGAGGAGGGGCAGGCGAAGAGAUUUUGGGAGUGGUGUGAGGCGGAGGUGAAGCAGUAUAGGUAG
This is a messenger RNA of Cyphellophora attinorum, 1032 nucleotides long. Its product is annotated as putative oxido. The coding region runs from base 1 to 1032 and encodes 343 amino acids. The record is from RefSeq and is a predicted model, not a curated record. The transcript has a single exon. NCBI's taxonomy places the organism in Eukaryota, Fungi, Ascomycota, Eurotiomycetes, Chaetothyriales, Cyphellophoraceae.